GGCCUGGAGUUUAGGGGAGGGGCCCUUAAAAUGCCCAGCCAGAGAGGUCCUGAGCCAGAGCUGGAGGCUGGAGACAAGGCUGCCAUGGCUGCUUGGCUUCCUCGGCUCCUCUGCCUUUGGCUCCUUUCAGGGGCCUCACUAGCCGUGACGUUUCAUGAAUGUCCGCUGGCCAAGAUUUUCCUUGAGGAAGGGCUGGACGGAUACGCAGGCAUCUCUUUGGAACAGUGGAUGUGUAUAGCAUUUCACUCAAGUUCGUACAAUACGGAUCACACCAACAAGUAUGGAUUUGGAUUGUUUCAUUUCGACAGACAAGUUUGGUGCAAAACGGGCGAGGAGGACUCACUGAACCUCUGCAACAUAUGCUGUUCAAGGAUGUGUAUAGCAUAUCACUCAAGUAAGUACAAUACGGAUCACAAGAAUCGGUUUGGAUUUGGAAUUUUUCAUUUCGACAGCCAGGUUUGGUGCAAAACGGGCGAGGAGGACUCACUGAACCUCUGUAACAUAUGCUGUUCAAAGUUGGCAGAUAUGAACAUCCACGACGACAUUAAGUGUGUCAAAAAAGUUGUGCGCUCGCCAGAAAAACUAGACCAAUUCUGGGCAUGGAAGGCGGUGUGCAAGUCUGAACCUUUAGACCAUUGGGCUGGAAAAGUGAACUGCAAAAGGCUCAAUCGUCCGUGGAAGAAUAUAUCAUGAAACAGUGUUUCUCUUGAUUUGUUCUGAAAGAAAAGGGAUGAGAACUAGCUUCUCUCCUUUUGAUCCAUGUUCUGUCUCUUCUUGCUUUGGAAAAAUGUCCUUUCAUUGCUGAAAUUGUCAAUAAAUCGAAGCAGAUUCUAGGUUCUGCUGAAUGAACA
Messenger RNA from Anolis carolinensis (green anole), 851 nucleotides. Its product is annotated as alpha-lactalbumin-like. Gene Ontology annotation, molecular function: lysozyme activity. Gene Ontology annotation, biological process: defense response to Gram-positive bacterium; defense response to Gram-negative bacterium. The transcript is spliced from 5 exons. The record is from RefSeq and is a predicted model, not a curated record. Lineage: Eukaryota; Metazoa; Chordata; Lepidosauria; Squamata; Anolidae. The coding region runs from base 31 to 693 and encodes 220 amino acids.